AGGGUACACAUUCUCUGCUAACUGUCUGCCCAAAAAUGCCUUUUUCUUGCCAGUGCUGUGUUUUAUUGAGUCUGUCUAUUAUUAUUUCCUCAUCUUUUUCUGGCCUCCACACAGUGGUUGCUACAGUCCAACAACACAGCAGAAACCUUAGACUUUGAUUUGCACGAGCUGAAGCUCUUUGGCUUUAAAUAUAGACAUAGUAKGCAUACCUUUAUCAUUUAAGUCCAUGUUCUUAAUGGUGUCGUAUUAAACUCAGCCACAUGGUCUCUGGAAAGCAAUGUUGUCCUUUUUUCAUGUUUUUUUCCUUCUAGUUUUCUAAACAAAAUCAUGCUCAAAUAUUUAUUGCAUUUAUCUUCAUCUAGUUCAAAUGUUAUGUAUUAAAAUCUCYGAUUUUCACACGAUUGAAAUUGUCACAUAAAAUAGCUUUUCGCACAAUUUUAAAUAUAUUAUGUGGCUCAAAGGAAAUAAACCAUAGAUGUUUGUGCUCGGAGAAAGUUUCACUAAAGUCCACCCAGUGAUUCAUGGGGUGUUUCGCUAACAAACAAAUGAGAGAUCCUGAACAGUUAGCAUUUGGAGUAUACCUGAGGAUGAUUCUCAGCUACCACCGCACCAAAGUUUAGCACAAUGUCUGUAAAAGGGACCGAGUUAUGUGUUGGCUCUGAGCUGUGGCGGCCAUCUUGAAAUAAAUUCUAAAAGCUGAGUUGUAGAUGGAUCAAUUCRUUAAAAUAUAACAACCUGUUUCUGGAAAAACCUCAAACACACAUAGAGACAUGAUUCGAUUUUAAAUGCAACUUUGCAUUUCAUAAAGCUCCACGCAGUAAAAAUGCAUGAAUAAAACCAUAUUAUUCUACACCUUGCACUGAUUACACUGAAUUUAAAUGUGAAAAAUAAUUCAGUAGCAUUAUAUGUCUCCUUUAAAUCAAUUUUUAAAAAAUUGAUUUGAAUUAGCACAUUUAACAGCUGCUAAAGGUAAAUUGUAAGUUGGUAAAUUUUAUUUUAAACUAGAUCAGAUAUCUUAAAUAAUUUCACAAGUUGAUAUGAAAAUAAUGUGAACAAUUUUGUUCGUUAUUUUAUUUUAUUUUAUUAUUUAAGCAGACUUCUGUUGUUGGGCCGGUCGUGCACACUUUACAGCGCUGUUAAUGGGUUUAGAUGGAGCUUUGGGCGGUGGCCGGUGAAUGAAUAAUCAAAGCGUUUUGGAGGGUUUAGGUGGGCGGUGCUUGCUGUGUAUUUACAUUGGGCCCGCUCCGCCCUGCGAAGGAGGGGAGAGAUAGAAAAGUGUCUGCGGGCCGGAGGGAUGGAACAAGUGGAAGGAGAUGUUGCCGACAGGCACACGUUAAUUACUCCGCGACACGCACUGCACCUCUCCGGCUCUACCCUCCUCUCAGCGCGCCGUGGCAUCCUCCUCCCUUCUGCGUAACCAGGACGGGAGACGGCUCGGGCUGCUGCGUCGGAGCUUCAUGGCGGCGACACUGGCGAUGAGCGGCGGGCAGGAGGUCCCCUUCUAUCCGCUGCAGAAGGCGACCGGGUUCCCCCUGGAGGACUCGGUGCUGUUCGGCUUGGACUGCAAGAUCUCGGAUGCGACCAAGGCGGAGCAGCAUGACUACACGCAGGAAAAGUGUGAGAUGGACCGGUAUCUCUCCCCCCAGCCUCCUUCCUUUCCACCUCACGCGGACAGCCAGCAGAAGUCGCACAGAGACGGUACGUCUGCGGUGGAUCAGUUCUUCGGCGAUGACCACACGACGGCCCCCUACACCUUCAACAUGAAUAUUUACCUGCCCGACGUGGCCUACCCGAGGAUGGGUUCGUGUGAGCAGGCGCGGCCCCCUCAGCACCAGAGCCACGCUGGCCUCGUGCAAAUUAAAACUGAAAUGGCCUCCUCGUGCUUCUCCCCCGACCUGCAGCGCCACUGCCCCAUCGGUGCGAGCAGCUGCGGCACAUCUGGGCACGGGCCCGGCGGCGUUGCGAUGGAAGCCUCGGCUAUAAACAUGACGUUAACGGGGUUACCGGACUUCACCAGUGUUUUCAACCAGUCAGGAGGGGGCCGCGGCGACGACUCGCUGCCAGACGUCUUCAUCAAACAGGAAAUGUCGUCGCCGUACGAGCAGCACGACCUGCACCACGACGGCAGCGGCUCCCUGUUCCAGCUCCUGAACUCGGGUCUAGAGCACCACACCGGCGGCGGCAUGGAGGUCCGACGGCAGCAGCACGCUCCCGCCACCGUCCACGCACCUUUCCACAAUCUGCCAGCGGCGCCUUCGUCUUCGGCCCAACAAGAGCAGAACGCCAAGGCGCCCUACUGCAGCCUGAGCGGCGGGGCGUACGCGCACCCCCACUUCCUGCAGCAGCCGGCGCCCUACCUGCCGCCGUCCCCGCCGAACUCCGAGCCGGGCAGCCCCGACCGGCGGAAGGAGCUGCUCCACACGAUGUCCCCGCCUCCUUCGUACGCGGCCACCAUCGCCUCCAAGCUGGCCGGCGCCACCCCGGGGCUCGGGCCGGGUCCGGGACCCGGCGGGUUCGCCCUGCCCGUCACCGCGGGUCCCACGCCGGUCCGCGGCCCCGCUGCCGUUCUUCCUCAAGUUUCCACAGCAGCCGCGGUGCAGAACCCCGUGCCCGUCCGCUACAAUCGGAGGAACAAUCCCGACUUGGAGAAACGCCGGAUCCACCACUGUGAUUACCCAGGUUGUAAGAAGGUCUACACCAAGUCGUCCCAUCUGAAAGCCCACCUCAGGACUCAUACGGGUGAGAAGCCCUACAGGUGCACGUGGGACAGCUGCGACUGGCGCUUCGCUCGUUCGGACGAGCUGACGCGUCACUACCGGAAACACACGGGCGCCAAACCCUUCCAGUGCGCCGUCUGCUCCCGCUCCUUCUCCCGGUCCGACCACCUCGCCCUGCACAUGAAGAGACACCAGAACUAGUGGCAGCGUUUUGCACACACACACACACACACCCACACACACACCCACACACACACACGUUUUGACGGUACAUCAUACAAGCCUCGUCUUGACCCCGGUUCAAGCUGAAGCUGUGCGGUGCAGAGCGGCGUUCGCUGACAUCACAGCUCUUCCUGGAGCUGCUGUCUCAUGCUACAACACUACGAUAGCCUAACAACUAUGUUGCUCUUCACUCAAACUGGGACAAUUAGGAGGUUGUAACAUAGGAAGAUAGUGGCCAAAGUUUGGUCUAAUAACCUUCAAGUACACUUGGCUUCGAUUUCUUUGGACAAAACGCAAAGAAAACAUGCCAUAACAAAGAAAAUGGUAGCUCCUACAUGUGUUUCCAGACUGUUUGGACUCUCAGAUAACUGAAAUGAAAGCAUUAGAACAAAAUCAUCUGUCUUUGUUGUAAUGUAGAACUUCUUAAAAACAAAACAAAAAAAUCUUUGUUUACUCAUCGGUGUGUUUGUUUAUGUAACUGCAUAAUCCAGAUAUAUGAUUUAUUUUCAACCAAAUUCUUACAUUUGCACUAGAAUUGAUUAACUUCCUUUUUUCUUUUUUUUUUAAUCUCGUGCACCACUGGAACGACCAUUAUCACUACUGGACUGGCUCUCUGUGAAUGCCAUGCAAGUCAUUUCUGUUCUGAUUAUUAAAAAUUGAAAGCAUUUAUUCUCACGAGACACGGAAGAUGAAGCAGGGAAAAAAAGAGGGAGAGACUGAAAGUCUUUUUUUUUUUCAUUUUAUAGAGAGAUCUCCGGUUGACUGAGUAAUAUAGGGACAUGGACGGAUAGCAAGAGCAGCAAUUAGGUGAUCAAUUAUUUAGUCCGUCUUUUCGAUGGUCUUCUACCCAGAAACAUGUAAGCAGAACGGAUCUUAGAGAUCAUCCAAUUAAAACAGAAGCAACUCUACUAGAUGCACAACCUGAGUUAAGUGUCUCCAAAUGAAAUUUAUGUGCAGAUGUGCCAUCUAAUGUUUUACUUCCUUUUUUUAAAAAACAUUUUAACCAAAGCAUCAUCUUCGUUGUUAUCACCUUAUGAAGUGCCUCCUUCUCUGGUUAAUGUGUUUCUGUGUUUGUGGUAAUUAGAGCUGUGAUUAGUGUAGGCGGCUCUGUUUUAAACACACAUGGUGCUGUUUUUGUUUGGAUUCAGAAUCUCUGGUCUCAGUUUGGGGGGUUGGCGUCUCAGUAAUGCCCCCCUAAUGCUGACCAUCUCCAUUGUAAUAUAACAGCUCAGUUCUGACCACUUCGCAGACAUCCUGACAUCGUGUGCAAAAUUUGUACAAAGUGACUAGUUUGUCCUUUUUUGAUGUAAAGGUACUCAUUGCAAUAUCAUGAAGACUGGUCAUCAUAUAGUAAAAAAAAAAUCUGCAAAUAAUUUUCUCACAUUCAUGGUUAUAUGCAGAUACUAAAUUACCAUGUUUGUUUACCUAUAGAAAGAGGCGAAAUGACUGAAAACARCAAAGAGGUAUGUUGACUAGAAGUGCUUUCACUUGACUUUUCAUGGUURGAGAGAGCGGCCAUAUUGUUCAGGGCAAGGACAUCUCAACAAACAGUAUUAUUAGUUGGUAAAGCUGAAUGUGGUAACCGUGACACAUUAAAUUAAGGACAUCAGUGAAACUCUGUUUGCGUUUGACAACCAUUUUUUUAAUUUAAUAGAAACACUUGUCAGUAUAUAUAGAAGCUAACCAAUGGAAAACAAAUGUUUUUAUGCAAUUCUAUGCAGAAAUUUAACCAUGAUAAAUUGUUUACAUUGACAACCCACCCUUCUAAUAUGGUGUGGUCAAUCUCCUGAAGCAUGUGCAGUGCCUCUAGUCAGUAUACCUCAUUGGAAACCAGGUCAUCGUCCAUAAAAGAUCUCUUAUUGUGUCGAGCUCUGCCUAUAUGGCGUUCCACCACCCUGCUCGAUUCCCAAUAUUUGUUCUUGACAUGUGUCUUGAGCUUUCUGUUUUCUGUCUAAUAGCAGAUUCACCUUUUUGUAUUUUCACCUAAAUGUCUUUGCUGCAGCAGUACAUUUAUACAAUUUCAUCAUUUUUGUGUACCUACACAGACUAUAGCCAGCCAGACUAUAGAUCAAUGAGCUGACUCAUCCAUUUCCACAAAUUCUGCUUUGUUUAUGCGGAAUGUGGACCCAUAUUUCUGGAAUACAUAAUAUAUCUGGGAAAACGAGUGAACUCUUUCAAGCUGCACCAUUUGAUAUAGUUCAGGAUUACCUUCUUUUUUAUGUUUGGUUUUAUAAUUUGCAAUGAGUACCUUUAACUCUGUAUGCAGAAACUCGGCUCUAUCAGUCCUUCAAACGUGGACAUGUGCUAUGUUAAAGGACAGGUUUGCUUUAUCUUUUAACUUUUGGACGUCAUUCUCCUUUUGGAUGAUUUUGUGUUUGUUUUUCCAGAGAACAAUCAUUUUAUCUCAUCACCUGCACUGAAAUUCCUCUUGGAAAAAUAUAAUAGAACACAUUAACAUUACUCUCAGUAGUAGCCUGAAAAUACUUUUGUUAUAUAUAUAAUUUUUGUUCUGUAACAAAAUCAAACUGAUCUCAAUCACAAACUCAACCUAUUAGGACAUUUGAGGCUUUUUUAAAAAGCACCCACCAAUCAGUGCACAUUUUAUUUAAAAAAUCGGACAGAAACAUUGAAUAAAAUUCAUAUCCUGUACAUUUUUGCUUGUGUCUGGUCUUAACAGGAAAUUGAACAAUGUCAUUAAGGAAUAACUUGUGAACCUGUCCUUUAAUGAGUGUUUGUUGGUGUGAUUUAGUCUGAAACUCUAACUGUAUUUGUUCAUUCACUGCAGGUAGCGUAAAAAAAUAAUACAGCACUGUAAUGUA
Molecule: messenger RNA, 5758 nt
Organism: Austrofundulus limnaeus
Lineage: Eukaryota; Metazoa; Chordata; Actinopteri; Cyprinodontiformes; Rivulidae
Gene: klf5a
Product: Kruppel like factor 5a
Exons: 5
Coding region: 1458-2918 (486 amino acids)
Biological process (GO): regulation of transcription by RNA polymerase II
Molecular function (GO): DNA-binding transcription factor activity, RNA polymerase II-specific; RNA polymerase II cis-regulatory region sequence-specific DNA binding
Source: RefSeq, a predicted model, not a curated record